UGUGAAUCAGGCCGUAGGUGACGUUGAUCGUACGCGUAAUUCUCCUCCUCCUUUAAUUCAAAAUAAAAAUCAUUUAGUAUCAAACAAAAGAAAAUGUGAUUCUCUUGUAACUGGUACUUAUUUAAAAGAGUCUCGAUCAAAAAUACGCAGAUCUUUAUCCAUUAAUGAUACUAUAAUACAUAAUCCUUCUUACCCUUCCGUUGAUGUUCCCUCCGAUUCUUCUCAAAAUUUACUUCUUUGUCAAAAUGAUUCUUCCACCCCUUUUCAUUUUACCACUAUCACUUGUUAUCAUGCUUCUGUUGCCCAAAAAUCUUAUGGUAGUGAAAAAAGGUUUUUAUGUCCUCCUCCUGUGGUCAUUCUUGAAAAACCUUCAAACUCUUGUAGAAAUUUUCAUAUAAAACCUGAAGUUUCAAUGUCUGUUGUAUGUGAAACUGGUGAACGUUCAAUGGAACAAAGGACUAUGCUUGAUGAAAAUAUGAAGGGUACCUUUAAAUAUUUACAUGUUAGUGGCACUGCUAAAGCAAAACAUUUCACUCUUAAAUUAAAAAUUUUUCAUAAGAAUUCUACUAUUCCAUACGCUAUGUUUGAUUCCGACCCUGUCACUAUCAUAUCAAAACCUUCUAAAAAAACUGCAAAAGCUAGAAAUAUUUCUUCUUGCAUUUCUUCCGGUGAUCAUAUUUCUCUUUUCAAUCGUAUUAAUUCUCAAACCGUACGGACUAAAUAUAUGGGCAUAGAAAGUGGUGAAUUAUGUGCAAAGAAUUCUACUUGGUCUUCUUUUCCUGGUUCUUUUUCGCCUAUAAAUUCCUCGAAAAGUUCUUCUCCGAUUUCUUCUCCCGGUUCUCCUUCUAAUUCCGUAUGCUCAAAGACUCAGAUUACUUAUGGUUCAGAAGUUGUUCUUUCCGAUCCAACGACUGGUUUUAUUUCCGAUCAUUUAAUUAUUCGUAAGGUAGAGAAAGGCCGUAUUGCUCAAGGCGCUUGUGGUCCUGUUAGUCAAAUGCAAAAAAUUGCAUUACAAUGUGUCCGUAUGAACGGUCGAGAAUCUCAUUAUCUUAGUGCCGCUGGUCCAAUAACGAUGGAUAGUCCUCAAUUACAAGAUCAAUGUACUGUUAGUGGUGCUUCACCUUUUCUAGGUUAUCAAUCUUCUCGGGUAGUUCAUAUGCAAAAUGUUGAAUUUGCAAAAGAACCUUUUCGAUUGGUUUCAACGAUGCAAAAUAUUCCUUGUACAAAAUCUGAUGCAACUUCUACAAUCGUCGAAGAAGUUGAUGAUUAUUUAUGUUGGACAAUC
Messenger RNA from Racocetra persica, 1285 nucleotides. Lineage: Eukaryota; Fungi; Glomeromycota; Glomeromycetes; Diversisporales; Gigasporaceae. The record is from the annotation of a GenBank genome assembly.